CGGAGCAGCAGCGUCGACUUAUUCAGUGUCACAUAUGUCCAUAUAUUUUAAGUAGUUUAUCAAAAGUGUUGGCAGAACAGACUGGGUUGUGAUUGUAUUCCACCUUGGUAUACCUAACAAAAUAGUUGAAAGGAGAAUACUCCAGGAGUAUUAAUUAGUAUACUAGUUAUCCGUCCCAACAUCUUGUCUCGGAAUACAAACAGUGAGUAAUAAUUACAUAUACGCACACAACAUUAAUAUUUUCGUUCAUUUAUUGGAAAUGGUAGUCAAGAAAAUCAAUCGCAAUCUCUAUCGCAAAGUGAUUUAUUAAGGAUUUUAAUUCUCUAAAGUUUUAAUAAUAUGGUGCACGUGCCUAUACAACUACAAAUUUCAAUUAAAAAACAAAGGGUGAUACAAGUCUCAGGAGCGAACAAGUGAAUAAGAAAAUGACUACAGAAAUGGAACCCGAUUUUACCGAAGAGUUUGACAACUUUAUCAUUACAACAACUCCACACAUUAACCUGACAAAUGCGACUGGAAUCGAAGAAUUAAUUCGCGAAGCCAAGGAAGAUGUGGUUGGAUUUUGGAUUGGCGUUGGCCUGUCCGUAAUUUCUAGUUUUUUUAUUGGCGGAAGUUUUAUUGUAAAAAAGAAAGCUCUCAUUCGACUAAGUCGAGGAGGGUUGAGGGCUAAUCAAGGGGGAUAUGGUUAUCUCAAAAGUGUUCUCUGGUGGGCUGGACUGCUCUCAAUGGGCGUAGGGGAAGCUGCCAAUUUUAUUGCAUAUGCAUUUGCUCCUGCGUCUCUGGUAUCAGUGCUCGGAGUUCUUAGCGUCCUGAUGACCACAAUAUUGUCUUCGAAGUACCUGAAAGAAAGACUGAACUUCAUUGGAAAGCUGGGAUGUCUUUUAUGCACCCUCGGAUCAACUGUUAUCGUGAUUCAUGCUCCAAUGGAAAAGGAAAUCGAAGAUAUGGCUGAACUGCAGGACAAAAUUUUGAACCCCAUUUUUAUUGUUUAUGUGAACGCAGCUAUUGCUCUAAGCGUAAUCUUAAUUUAUCAUUUCCGACCAAAGUUGCCAGAGACCUCGACAUACACGCUGUUAAUUUGGAUUGGAGUGUGUUCUCUUAUCGGGUCCCUAAGCGUAAUGUCCAUAAAGGGAUUUGGACUUGCUCUCACAUUAACGUUGGGAGGCACAAGUAAUGAAAUGGGAAACUGGAUUACAUGGUUUUGCGUGGCUGCACUGAUUAUCACAGUGUGCAUUCAGAUGAACUUUUUAAAUAAAGCCUUAGACACGUUUAAUACAGCAGUGGUAACUCCGGUUUACUACGUCAUGUUCACAACAUGCGUCAUCGUCGCUUCUGCAAUUCUGUUUAGAGAAUUCGAUUCAGUUUCCUUAAAAGAUUGGGUUGGCCUUAUUUGUGGAUUCAUGGUUGUGCUGACUGCAAUUAUUCUGCUGCAUUUCUGCAAAAAUUUCGACGUUUCGUUGGCUCAACUGGCUCAACAAAUAAAUUUUACGAGUGAAAAAGAUGAUGAGAGAGGAGUGGAUUUGGACAAUCCGACCCCUACCACUUACAGGGAUGCAAGAACAUUAAGCGAUCAAAGGAUUCCGUCCGAUGUAAACUUUAGACUGCUUUGUUCCGACAACCCGAAAGAUCUCGUGUCAUAUGGGACAGGUCAUAUGACACCGGGCCGCAUUUAAGAAAACAAAUUUACAGAUGCGUUGAUUUUGUACCUAAUUUUAACCUUCAUAGAGUUCCACAUAAUAAAACAAUUUAUUUGGGAAUA
Folsomia candida is the source of this 1759-nucleotide messenger RNA. RefSeq names its product magnesium transporter NIPA2 (gene spict). Gene Ontology annotation, molecular function: magnesium ion transmembrane transporter activity. The record is from RefSeq and is a predicted model, not a curated record. Bases 426 to 1673 code for a protein of 415 amino acids. The transcript is spliced from 9 exons. Gene Ontology annotation, biological process: magnesium ion transport. Lineage: Eukaryota; Metazoa; Arthropoda; Collembola; Entomobryomorpha; Isotomidae. Gene Ontology annotation, cellular component: membrane.